This is a messenger RNA of Theobroma cacao (cacao), 2824 nucleotides long. RefSeq names its product casein kinase 1-like protein HD16. The record is from RefSeq and is a predicted model, not a curated record. Gene Ontology annotation, molecular function: protein kinase activity; ATP binding. Gene Ontology annotation, biological process: protein phosphorylation. NCBI's taxonomy places the organism in Eukaryota, Viridiplantae, Streptophyta, Magnoliopsida, Malvales, Malvaceae.
AAAAACUGGAAAGCCCUUUACUUUACUUUCUUGAGUACAGAACAGAUCUCCAAACUUUCACAAUCAUCGAAUCUCCAAUAUUUCUUUCUUUCUUCGAUUAGUCGAUUUUCUCUCCGUUCGGUGCUUUUUCUCCGAUUGGUUCUUUUAUCUAAUACGUGAUAAUAAUAAUUAUAAAUUCCUCAGCGCUUUUCUUUUCUUCUCUUGUUUUGUAAUUUGGGGUAUCGUUGAGCUAUUGUUUGGAGGAGAAGAGACGACGAGGAGAUAGGGACAGAAAGGUAAAUUCAAUCUUUGGGCGUUUUUUCUUGGUGAUGAGAAUCGAAGGAGAAGAAGAAUGAACGAUGCCGGUACUGCGUAGCGGAGCACGCAGGGGCCGGGCAGCAGCACCGAAGCAACAGCAACAGCAGCAACAGCCGAAUCCGAUCGAGGAGGGGGAAGCGAUUGCGACGCGGACUAGGCGGCGGAGGAAGGCGGCAGAAGAGGCGGCCGCAGCAGCAGCAGCGCCAGUGCCAAAAAACAACAACAAUAAUAACAAUAAUAACGACGACAAAAAUAAGAAUAAGAAACAGCGGGUGCAGGGAAUCAAUGAGAAAUUAGCUGUCGCGGCGGCUGGGGCAGCGGCAGUUAAGGUGGAGGAGAAGAACAAUAACAAUAGGGUUUUAGAGGAAGGGGAGAGAGCGGAGAAAGAGGAAGUUGGGGAGAAGGCGAUGGACGAGUUCGAUAGCGGAGGGCGGAGCAAUGAUAAGGGUAAUGCUGGUGAGGAUGAAGGCGGCACCGCACCGCUUCCUGAAAAGGUUCAGGUUGGGGGCUCGCCAGUGUAUAGAAUUGAUAGGAAGUUGGGCAAGGGUGGCUUUGGACAGGUGUGUGUAGGUCGGCGUGUUUCGGCUGUAAAUACAAAUGAUAGAAAUGGUUCUGGGGCUGUAGAGGUUGCCUUGAAAUUUGAGCAUAGAAGUAGCAAAGGAUGUAACUACGGACCGCCAUAUGAAUGGCAAGUUUACAACACUCUGGGUGGCAGUCAUGGUAUACCCCGAGUACACUAUAAGGGCCGUCAAGGUGACUAUUAUAUCAUGGUUAUGGAUAUGCUGGGCCCAAGUCUGUGGGAUGUUUGGAAUAAUAACUCUCAUACAAUGUCCAUCGAAAUGGUUGCUUGCAUUGCUAUUGAAGCAAUAUCCAUAUUGGAGAAGAUGCACUCUAGAGGUUAUGUGCAUGGAGAUGUAAAGCCUGAGAAUUUUCUUCUUGGUCCUAUAGGAACUCCUGAUGAGAAAAAAUUGUUUCUUGUUGAUCUUGGAUUAGCAACUAGGUGGCGAGAUAGUUCAACUGGUUUGCAUGUUGAAUAUGACCAGAGGCCAGAUGUUUUUAGGGGAACUGUCCGUUAUGCCAGUGUGCAUGCUCAUUUAGGGAGAACUUGUAGCAGGAGAGAUGAUCUAGAAUCUCUUGCAUAUACACUUAUUUUUCUCCUUCGAGGUCGAUUGCCUUGGCAAGGAUACCAGGGUGAGAAUAAAGGAUUCUUUGUUUGCAAGAAGAAGAUGUCAACAUCUCCAGAUGCCCUAUGUUGCUUCUGUCCGAUUCCUUUCAGACUGUUUGUUGAAUAUGUGGUCAACUUGAAGUUUGAUGAAGAACCUAAUUAUGCGAAAUACAUAUCUCUCUUUGAUGGGAUAGUUGGUCCAAAUCCAGAUAUCCGCCCACUUAACACAGAAGGGGCGCAGAAGCUUAUUUUUCAAGUUGGUCAUAAGAGAGGCCGGUUGACGAUGGAUGAGGAGGAAGAUGAACAACCAAAGAAGAAGGUUCGUAUGGGCAUGCCAGCGACGCAAUGGAUUAGUGUUUACAAUGCUUGUAGACCUAUGAAGCAAAGGUAUCACUAUAAUGUGGCAGAUGGAAGGCUUGCGCAGCACAUUGAGAAAGGAAAUGAGGAUGGCUUAUUUAUUAGCAGUGUAGCUUCCUGUCAAAAUCUAUGGGCCCUUAUAAUGGAUGCUGGCACUGGAUUCUCUUCACAAGUCUAUGAACUCUCACCCGAUUUCCUUCAUAAGGAAUGGAUAAUGGAGCAGUGGGAGAAGAACUAUUAUAUCAGUGCAAUAGCAGGCGCUACAAAUGGAUUCUCCUUGGUAGUAAUGUCAAGGGGUACUCAGUAUUCGCAGCAGUCAUACAAAGUAAGCGAGUCCUUUCCUUUUAAGUGGAUUAACAAAAAAUGGAAAGAGGGUUUUCAUGUUACCUCAAUGGCCACUUCUGGUAGCAGAUGGGGAGUUGUUAUGUCUCGUGGUGCUGGAUUUUCUGACCAGGUUGUUGAACUUGACUUCCUUUAUCCUAGUGAAGGCAUCCAUCGUCGAUGGGAUUGUGGGUACCGAAUAACAGCAACUGCAGCAACUUGGGACCAGGCUGCUUUUGUUCUUAGUGUGCCAAGAAGGAAGCCAAUGGAUGAAACACAGGAAACUCUCAGAACUUCAGCAUUUCCUAGCACACAUGUCAAGGAGAAGUGGGCGAAGAAUCUUUACAUAGCUUCGGUUUGUUAUGGACGAACAGUUUCAUGAGCUGCCCCAUUCGUUUAAGACGUUGGCGUGUCAAACUGUCCACAAGCUGGAGCCCUUAGUGUUGGAAAGUUGCUGCUCUGUAGGUAGGCUUAGAGAAAUUUUGACCAGUACAGGCUUUACUUAAUUGUAACUAAAGUAUAGAAACUUGUAGUUGAACUUUAUGUUGCGUCCCUCCAUUCCAUCCAUUGUGUGGAAUUUAUCUUCUGCUGGCUGAUGUCUCCGGAAAGCCCAAAAUAAUGGGUCGGUGUGUUAACUUUGUAUAGUCUCCAUUAAUAUACAUACACCUACUUUGUUCAGCUAGA